AUGAGCUCCGCUAGAGCCGUUUAUGAUUCCGAUAGGACUCAACCCUUCAAAGUUAAUCCUUCACCCUUCCCCACCUAUUUUUUUAGUCACGGAGGUCCAAACUUCAUCUAUGAUGAUCACAAAGGUGCAUGGAAGACAGUUAAGAAGUUAGGCACUAACAUUAAGAACAAUUGGAAACCAGAUUAUGUGUUAGUUGUAUCUGCUCAUUGGCAAUCAACAGGUAGAAACUUGAUUGAAAUUUCCACUCCUCCUCCAACAAAAAAUACCAUUGAGAACCCUUUGAUCUAUGAUUUCUAUGGGUUCCCCAGUCAUAUGUAUAGAGAGGAGUUUCAUACAAAGAAUGAUGCAUUUGUGGCUCAAAGUGUUAAAGAUCACUUGAUUAAAAAUGGGUUCAACUCUACUUUAUCAAAUAGAGGUAUUGAUCAUGGGCUAUGGUGUCCAUUAAAAGUUGCCUUUACUGACUAUACUACUUUGAAAUCGGGGCAUCCACCUGCUGAAGGAGAAUUUGAUGUCGAUUUCCCUGUUAUUCAAGUAUCUUUAACCGGCUCUGAUUCUGAUUUCGAUAACCACUACAAGUUAGGUAAGGCAUUGAACCAAUUUAGAGAAAACUUGAUAUGGGAUCCAACAAAGAAAAGAUACUUAAAAGGUGCUUUGAUCAUGUCAGGAAUGUCAGUUCACAACUUGAGAGACUUGGGAUGGAUGUUUGCUAAUCCAGGUAAAAGCUUGCCAUAUACUAGUAAAUUCAAUACAUUAUUGACCAACACCUUGACUACUUCUCAACAUUUGUUGGAGUCACUAAAUGAUAUCAAGAAAGACAACAGACUUUUAUUACAUAGUGCUCAUCCCACGUUAGAGCAUUUCUUGCCUAUUGUUGUUGGUGCUGGUACAGUUGAUGAUUCUAAGGCUAUUAAGGAAUUGUAUAAUGAAAACGAUGGUUCAUUAGGUUGGGGUAUUUAUCAAUUUGGUAGUGAUUACACAACAUCAACCAGUCAAAGACAAUAA
Molecule: messenger RNA, 1002 nt
Organism: Lizanozyma spartinae
Lineage: Eukaryota; Fungi; Ascomycota; Pichiomycetes; Serinales; Debaryomycetaceae
Exons: 1
Coding region: 1-1002 (333 amino acids)
Molecular function (GO): zinc ion binding; oxidoreductase activity, acting on single donors with incorporation of molecular oxygen; ferrous iron binding
Source: RefSeq, a predicted model, not a curated record